Messenger RNA from Pteropus alecto (black flying fox), 720 nucleotides. RefSeq names its product phosphatidylethanolamine N-methyltransferase. NCBI's taxonomy places the organism in Eukaryota, Metazoa, Chordata, Mammalia, Chiroptera, Pteropodidae. Bases 113 to 490 code for a protein of 125 amino acids. The record is from RefSeq and is a predicted model, not a curated record. Gene Ontology annotation, biological process: phosphatidylcholine biosynthetic process. The transcript has 5 exons. Gene Ontology annotation, molecular function: phosphatidylethanolamine N-methyltransferase activity.
GAAAACUCGCAAGCUGAGCCGGGCCUUCGGCUCCCCAUACCUGGCCUGCUACGUGCUGGGAGGGGCCAUCCUGCUCCUGAAUGUUCUGCGCUCACACUGCUUCACACAGGCCAUGCUGAGCCAGCCCAGGAUGGACAGCCUGGAUAACCCCACAGCCUACCAGGUGGGCCUUGUGCUCCUGGGAAUUGGCAGCAUGUUGGUGCUCUCCAGCUUCUUUGCACUGGGCUUCACUGGGACCUUCCUAGGCGAUUACUUCGGGAUCCUCAAGGAGGCAAGAGUGACCACAUUCCCAUUCAACAUCUUGGACAACCCCAUGUACUGGGGCAGCACAGCCAACUACCUGGGCUGGGCUAUCAUGCACGCCAGCCCCACCGGCCUGCUGCUGACCAUGGUCGUGGCCCUCAUCUACGUGGUCGCCAUCCUCUAUGAGGAGCCCUUCACCGCUGAGAUCUACCGGCAGAAAUCCUCCCAGUUCCACAAGAGAAGCUGACCAGACUUUGCCGAGGGCCUCCUGGCCUGCCUCCCCGAGUGCCAAGCCCUGCGAGGGCGAAACAGUGCUCGGCUGCAGCUUGGUGCCUGCCCGGCGUGGGCCAUGCCAGUGCCUUGGAAACCACUGCCUUGGGGGCUCUGGACAUGCUGCCAUGUGGUCACUGAGCUCCCUGCCCCGCCACCCCUACCACAUUCUGACUCACCAAUAAAGGCUCCCUGACUCCAGCUUCA